GCUCCUCCCUCUGCGCGCCGGCGCGUGCGGAGCGACUGCGCUUGCGCGGGGCGGGACCGGCGCAUCGGGACCGGGGCGGGCCCCGGGACUCAGCAUGGCGGGCCGGGGCCGCGGCCGGGGCCGGGGCCAGAUGACGUUCAGUGUGGAGGCCGUGGGGAUCGGGAAGGGGGACGCUCUGCCCCCGCCCACGCUGCAGCCCUCGCCCCUCUUCCCGGCCCUGGAGCGCCGCGCCGCGCCCCUGCCGGGGGGCGAGGAGAGCGAGUACAUGCUGGCCCUGAAACAGGAGCUGCGAAGGGCGAUGAGGGGGCUGCCUUACUUCGUCAAACCGGGGGCACCCCGCAGAGACAUUGAGCGCUACUCAGACAAAUACCAGCUCUCCAGCCCUAUGGACAAUGCCAUCGACUGGAACCCAGACUGGAGGCGGCUCCCACGAGAGCUGAAGAUCCGGGUGCGGCGGCCAAGGAAAGGCAGGACUGCUUCCCUCAUCCGCAAGCAACACGUGGCACUCGACAAGGAGGAGACUAUUAAGAAGCUGGAGAGCCUGGAGAAGAAGGAGGAGGAGGUGACAUCAGAGGAGGAAGAGGAGAAGGAGGAGGAGGAAGAGGGAAAAGAGGAGGAGGAGGAAGAGUACGAUGAGGAGGAGCACGAAGAGGAGACCGACUACGUCCUGUCCUACUUUGACAACGGGGAGAGCUUCGGCCCUGACAGCGAUGAUAACGGCGAUGAGGCAGUGUACUGACCCUGAGAACGGGUACCUCCAAGAGCAGGCACCCCCAGGCCGUAGGGAACCCCGAGAGUGGGGACCCUUCUGCAGCAGCGGGGACACACUGAAAGCGGCGACUCCCACACGACAGCGACCCCUUGCCCCACCCACAGGACGGUGUGACCCCAGUUAGCAGGGGUCCCCUCAGCUUCCCAGGACAGUUGGGACCCCCCUCACCUGGAAGCAGAGCCCCUCUUACCCCUCGGGGACUUUGGGGUCCCCUGUGCUCCCGUCAUUGCUCCGUGCCACCACGAGGUGGCGCCGGUGCUUCAGGGCAGGGGUUGGGGCGGGACCCUCCAAUUUUGGGAAGCUCCGGGGCCCCAAGCGGGGUGAGGGAGACACGGGGGGGAUCGCGCUUUUUUGGGUGGCUUUUGGUGGGCUAGGGAGUCCCCAAACGUGCCUCGGCCACCCUCUGACCAACCCUGCCACCCUCCUUUGGCAGCAACUUCUUAUUUCCUUUUGUGCUUUUUUAAAACUAAUUUCGCAUGGAUUGAAGUGGAUGUUGGUAUUUCUGGUUCAGCUGUGGGUGCUUUUUGCGUGGUUGAGGUUGGAUAAGGGGGUUACCAGGGACAAAGAGGGACUGUAAAGGGGAAAAGGGUUUUUUGGGGAGUGAAAGGUGGUUUUUUGAGGUGGGAAAUGUGUUUCUUUGAUGAAGGAAAAGGUGGUAUUUUGUAAAGUAAGGUUUUAUGGGGAGAGAAAGGUGGGGGGGGGUUUGGGGUGGAAAAUGUGGUUUUCAGAAAAUAAAGGUUUUUUUGCAGAGAGAAAGGUAUUUUUUGGAAAAGGUUUAUUUGGCUGGGCAAGUGGAUUUUUUGGGAGGGAAAGGUACGGUUUUUUUUAGGAAUUAGUUUUUGGAGGGAGAAAAGGUGGAUUUGGGGGGGGGUUUCGAGGGGAGAGGGUUGGAUUUUUUGUUUUUUUGGUGGGGAGAAAUGGCUCUUUUUGGAGCGGAGUGUUUUUGUGGGGAUAAAGGUGUUUUGGGGAAGGGCAAUGUGGGUUUUUUUAUGGAGGAAGGAGUAUUGUUCUGGGACAGGGGUGUGUCUGUGGCUGCUCACAUGAGAGUCACAUGCUGGCCCCCUCUCCCCCCCCCCCAGGCCGGUUCCUGUUUGUGGCUGUGAACAUUCCAGCAGUUCUGCACUUCCAGCUGCUCUCAUGCCAUCCCCAUUUUUAUCCCUGUUUCUCUUUUUCUCCCCUCUUUCCAGCUGUCUGUGGGAACCAUGGGACUCCCAUCUGUAGCCCCCGGGGGUGGGAUCUGCCCCCCCCAGCUUGGGGAAGGAUUUGGGGCUGGAUGAGGUGCCCAAAUCCCGUGGGUACGUGUCACCCCCGUCAGCUGCGUGCCUCAGUUUCCC
Cinclus cinclus is the source of this 2106-nucleotide messenger RNA. RefSeq names its product RNA polymerase III subunit GL (gene POLR3GL). The transcript has 8 exons. NCBI's taxonomy places the organism in Eukaryota, Metazoa, Chordata, Aves, Passeriformes, Cinclidae. Gene Ontology annotation, biological process: transcription by RNA polymerase III. Bases 95 to 739 code for a protein of 214 amino acids. Gene Ontology annotation, cellular component: RNA polymerase III complex. The record is from RefSeq and is a predicted model, not a curated record.